AUGGGGAAGCCGAAUAAUGAUGACAGUCAAUUUUUCGAUCAAACAUCUUCAUCAUCACCUAUUCCACCUUUACCUCCACCACCAAGUGAUUUUGAUAUGAACUGGCAGACAACAUUAAGCCAAUCUGAACCAAGUAUUCAAUCUCGUCAAAAUCAAUUAUUAAAUCGUUUAGCUACAACUGCUUAUAAUUCAUAUAAAGUAUCAAUUGGACAUGAAAAAGUUAAUAUAACAGAAAUUGCUCGUCAACGUGAAUCUUCACCGGAUCCAACAACACCAAUGAUAACAAAUGAAAAACGUCGAAUAAUAGCAGCACGAAGAGGUGCUAAUAUUCUAAGUUUAUGUUUUAUGUGUUUUGUUUCAGCUUGUCUCAUACUUAUUGCUAUUUCUACUAUGCAAUUAAUAUUACGCAGACAUUUUAUCAAUAAUAAUGAUAUAAUUCCUCAAUUAGGUCAUUCAAAUAAUAUCACAUUGGAUUCUCAUUAUAAAAUACUUAUACCGAUAUCAACAAUGGAUACAGUUUCUAAUCUUAUUAUUCCAGCAUAUGACCGUACAUUACGUGAAUUUGCUACAGUUAUAUGUUUAUCAAUUAUUGUACUUAAUUGUUUUUGUAUAUUAAUAUUUAGUAUUGAAAUUUAUCUUGGUUGUAAUAUAAUGCAACCUAAAAAUGAUUCUCAUCGUAGUUUUAAUUGUUUAUUCAGUUCUUCAACAGCACGUUUUAUUGCUAUUUGUAGUUUUUAUGCAUCAAUACCAGCAUUUAUUCUUGUUAUGUGUAUAUUUAUAUUAUUGAAUAUGUCACUUAUACCUGCUAUUAUAUCAUUAAGUGUCCUUGGUUUUGGUUUGAUUUUUAUUCUUCUAACACUUUUAACAUAUGUUUCAUUAUGGCAAAAUACAACAUUUGAUGGCAAACUUGGUGGAAUUAAUGGAUCUAUAUAUCAUACUGUUGAUGCUACACAUUUAUGUGAUGAUGAUAUAGAUUUAGCUAAAACUGAUGAACUUUCAACACUUGUUUAA
Messenger RNA from Adineta steineri, 1011 nucleotides. NCBI's taxonomy places the organism in Eukaryota, Metazoa, Rotifera, Eurotatoria, Adinetida, Adinetidae. The record is from the annotation of a GenBank genome assembly.